UAAGUUGUGAAAUAGUAUAAUAUAAUUGCAGUUAAUGUAAUUAAAUGUCAUAGGAACAAGUUCUUUUAUAUAAUUAUUUAUAAAAAAGAAACCACGUAAGUCUCGAAGGAAGGAACCUUACAUUACGUGGCAGUGUAGCAGUUAAACAACUGUUUGUUGCUGAUUGGCUUGGUUCACACCGGUCUUGUGAGGCGUGUAGGGUGCUAUAAGCAGGAAAUGGUAAUAGUUGUUUACGUGAUUCCAAUUUAGCCACCGCGACGUAAACGGGUGUUAAAUUUGAGACACAGUUUGGAUGCAUUUGCAGAGAUAUAUGCUCAGAAUCUUGGCGUGAGGAAGAUUAUACGGUUAAACGUUAGGUAAUGGGAUUAAAACUAUCACAUGAUUUGUGUGUGUGGACAAAAAUAUAGUUUUACAAAAUACAUAUAUCAUUACUUAACAAUUACCCACGUUUAACCAAACAAUAAAUUUUAGCUUUAGUUUUGUUAGAGGAUAUAUAUUUUUCUGUUUGCAGUAAAUCAAAAUUAUUACGUAAGGAAUGCUGUUGACUGGUUUCGACGGAAAAUUCACAUGCGUGUGUCCUCCUUCAAAAGUGAGCUUGCUUACACCUUGUUAUGUUCGUGAAUCACUUGUCUCACAACAAAGACAUCGAACAUGCUCGUUGCCGAGAGGCUGUAAAGCGCAAGUUGAAGUCCGUGUAAUCGUCAUAGCUCUUGUCAUCUUACCGAAUCGGAUAUACCAGAAAUUUAUUCCUUGUUUUCGUCGAUUGCGUGCCCAUAGAUUAGCUAGUUGCAGUCCUGUGAAUAUUAGCCAAUUCUUGCCACAUCAUUGCUGAUAUAGACGUAAGUGUGUUGGCAGGCAGUGGUAAGAAGUCUCAGUAUAACAAACACAGUUUGAGUUAAAUGUUAGAGUAUUCUCUAAACAGUGUGGCUCAUUUAGCCAGAUCUUGAUAAGAAUUGUUCUACAAAGAUUUCUAACUUUCAUCAAGGACUCACAAAUGAAACUUUUUGGCACGGUACAAAGAAAAAAAAAUUGUACUCGAGUGCUACAAUAUGAGUUAGUUACAAUGGGAAUCAGUCAGCUUGUACAAAAGCUUACGUGUAACAAUUUGCAGUGUUGUAAAAUGGAAUUACCAUCUAGGCCCAAUCACAUGUGAAAAAGUUGGGAGACUUCAGUUCAUUGAUAAAUAAACCAUGAGGCUUAAACUAUAUCACUCUUCUUACGUCUACAUUUGUGCACUUGUUUUUGUGUGCCUGUGGACACAGUGCAGAUUUGAAGACAUAGAUGAUGACGAUGCUGUGGUGACCACGGAAGAAAUAGUACCGGAAGAGGCAGUUGUAAAUGAAGAAAUAAAUUAUGAGAGUCCUAAACCAUCUGGAAAUGUUUAUUUUGCUGAACAUUUUGAUGAUGUGAAUCGAUUCAAACAGAGAUGGGUUAGUUCUGAAGCAAAGAAAGAAGGCAUUGACGAGAACAUAGCAAAGUAUGAUGGCAGGUGGGAAGUUGAACCUCCUGUAAAAGAUGGUUUGAAAGGAGACUUGGGAUUGGUACUGAAAAGUAAAGCAAAGCAUGCAGCAAUUUCAGCACGGCUGGAUAAGCCAUUUAGCUUUGUAGAUAAGCCACUCAUUGUUCAGUACGAAGUAGUCCUGCAGGAAGGACAAGAAUGCGGUGGCGCGUAUCUCAAGCUGCUUUCAGCAGGAAAGGCCACUGCUGAUUUGCGCCAAUUCCACGAUAAAACGCCAUACACCAUUAUGUUUGGGCCAGACAAGUGUGGUAAUGAUCAUAAGUUACACUUUAUCUUCCGACACAAAAAUCCAGUUAAUGGAACUUUAUCAGAAAAGCAUUGUAAGAAACCUAAAGAACGCCUGGAAGAGCCUUUCAAAGACAAACAGCCCCAUCUCUACACCCUAGUGGUACGGCCUGACAACUCGUUUACCAUUACCUUAGACAACAAGGUGAUUAAUGAAGGAAGUUUAUUAGAGGACUUCAGUCCUCCUGUUAAUCCCCCAAAUGAGAUUGAUGAUCCAAAUGAUAAAAAACCUGACGACUGGGAUGAGAAAGAGAAGAUACCAGACCCAGACGCUCGAAAACCUGAUGACUGGGAUGAGAAUGCACCUGCUAUGAUUGUUGAUAGCACUGCAACAAAACCAGAAGGGUGGCUAGAAGAUGAACCAGAGAUGAUACCUGACCCAAAUGCAGAGAAACCUGAUGAUUGGGACACAGACAUGGAUGGAGAUUGGGAGGCUCCAUUAAUUCCUAAUCCUGUAUGUGAGAAAGCUCCAGGUUGUGGGCCAUGGAAACCACCUAUGGUAGCUAAUCCUGCAUACAAAGGGAAAUGGAGAGCACCUCUUAUUGAUAAUCCAAAUUAUAAGGGCAAAUGGAAACCUCGCCGCAUUCCAAAUCCUGACUUCUUUGAGGACAAGUCGCCUUUCAAAAUGACAACAAUUUCAGCUGUGGGGUUUGAACUUUGGUCAAUGUCAAACAUGAUUUUGUUUGAUAAUAUCAUUGUAACUGAUGAUCCUGCUGUUGCUGAGAGGUGGGCGGCUGAAACGUUUAUACUGAAACGCAGAAAAAUUGAUAAGGAUUCUGAAUCACUCUUCAUGCGGCUAGUGAAAUACACCAAUGAACAGCCAUGGCUAUGGGCUGUGUAUGUAGUAGUGAUUGGACUUCCCAUAGUUCUGGUGAUUGUGUUUUGUUGCGGUUCCUCAAGCAAGGAACGUGAUGAACAUAGGCGUACUGCUGAAGCAAAGAAGACAGAUGCCAUAUCUCCUGAUGAUAACAUAGAAGAAAUACAGGAACUGAAACCAAGAAACACUGUUCCAACUUCGAAGAGUGAUCUGGAGGUUCCAGAAGAGGAAGAGGAAGAAGAAGAAGAUAAAUCAGCAGCAGCAGCAGAACCAGAACCAGAAGUGGCAACUUCUGGAGUUCAGGAUGAAGGGGAGAAAACUAAAGGAUCUGAAGACUCUAAACCUGAGCAUGCAUCAGUUUCGGAACCUGAAGUGGAAAUAAUUGAAGAAGAGGAAGAAGAAAAUAAAGAUGCUGAUGGGGAAACAGCUGCAGGAGAUGCACCUCGGUCUCCAAAGAAAAGACGCCCCCGGAAGGAGUAAAUUGUCCUAAAACAAUGCAGCUGAUCUUUGCAUUACCUCAAAGUGCAGCUUCAGUUUACUGUGCUUUGUGACUGAAAGAGAAACUCUGAACAUAGAGUGCUAAUUUUGAUUGUGUUUGUUUUACAUUGUUGAAAAUAUUGUGCAGAUGUUUAUAGUUUUCAUGUAUUACUGUAUGUGUUCAUGACUGUCAGUGUGAAUCAAAUGUGGGUAACAAACUCAAUUAUUUUUAAAAAAUGCAGUUGAAAUAUUUUCGUUACACUGCUUCAGUUCUGGUCAUUUUAACUGUUUCAUUUAUGUUUUUUAUUUAUAUAUAAUUAUUAUUGUUUUCUUAAAGUUUAGUAUGGAUGUGUCGCAGAGAAUAUGGUUGAAGUAACAAGUGUGUACCAAAGUUUUUGUAGUGUUUGCAUAAUCUUGCUAUCAAUGCCUUAUAAUGCUGGAAAUCAUUGCCAGGAUAAACAUUCAUUUCAUUCCAUGCCAUUUAUUUCUACAUAAUGAUAUGUAAAGAAAUUUAAAGCUGUUAGAUAUUUUAGUUUGGAAGAUGCUGAAGAGUAUUAAAUUGUCAUUUAGUAACCUCAUUCUUCCAAUAUGUUAUACUUUUAUCCAUGUUCCAUGUAUAUUAUUUCAAAAGUAUUUAUUGUAGAAAUUUGAGGUUCUAAUAUAGAAUAAUCAUUUUGUAAGGAGAUAACGAAUAAUCGGACGUGAGCUUGUUAGAAAUAUUUAUGCAUUUUCACAAUAAAUUGAAAUAUAAUCUGUUUUAUUGUAUGUUCUCACUUAAGAACAAGUGAAGUACUUAGAAAUAAACAGUGUUACACAAUA
Schistocerca gregaria is the source of this 3917-nucleotide messenger RNA. Its product is annotated as calnexin-like. Gene Ontology annotation, biological process: protein folding. NCBI's taxonomy places the organism in Eukaryota, Metazoa, Arthropoda, Insecta, Orthoptera, Acrididae. Gene Ontology annotation, molecular function: calcium ion binding. Gene Ontology annotation, cellular component: endoplasmic reticulum membrane; endoplasmic reticulum. Bases 1191 to 3101 code for a protein of 636 amino acids. The transcript has 11 exons. The record is from RefSeq and is a predicted model, not a curated record.